Molecule: messenger RNA, 4313 nt
Organism: Oryzias melastigma (Indian medaka)
Lineage: Eukaryota; Metazoa; Chordata; Actinopteri; Beloniformes; Adrianichthyidae
Gene: slc9d1
Product: transmembrane and coiled-coil domains 3
Exons: 15
Coding region: 332-2341 (669 amino acids)
Biological process (GO): proton transmembrane transport; potassium ion transmembrane transport
Cellular component (GO): membrane
Molecular function (GO): potassium:proton antiporter activity
Source: RefSeq, a predicted model, not a curated record
GCAGGAACGCCUGCGAGAAGCUGGUUUCAGCUAUGUGGCACGGUAGGAGGGGUGUCAGAGGUGGAGGCAAUGGUUACAACAUCCCGAUUGUUCGUGUCUCCUUAUGCGCCUGAAGUUUCUUCACUGGCUGAGCGGACAACAAGAACGCCGUCUCCAUUUCGCAGGUCAGAGCAGUGGCUCUAAUGAUUUCAAACAGAUUCAGCUGAGCGUCUGCAGCCCAGCCAAGAGGAGGAAGACUGCAGGGGAGCUUAAACUCUGAGCUCAUGAUCUCAAAGGUGUCCUGCUGUUCAUCAGAUCCCUGGUGCUGGUAAAGACCAAAGCAGAGGCUUUGAUGCAGCGUGUAUGCUGGCUGCUAUGCCUUGGCCUGGCUUGGGCACUUGCCACGCAGCAGAAAGACCAGGUGGCCCAGCGAGUCGUCCGGGUUUAUCAGACCAAAGAAAACCCCCAGAAAGAGAGAAAGACCUGGGUGGCCAACAACUGCAAGCAGCUAGUCGGUCUCCUUCGUAAGAAAAAUGUGGUCGUCAAGAAGCUGUCCGCUGCCGCCAAUGCUGUCGGACGAGACCAAAACCUCUCGGAGCCGGAGAAACACUUCCAGAUUCACACGCUGGAGGUGUUUCAGAAGGAGCUAAAUGAAAGUGAAAACCUGGUGUUCCAGGCAAUGCAAAGCCUGCAGAGGGCGCUGCAGGGAGAUUACAAAGAUGUGGUCAACAUCAAAGAGAGCAGCAAGCUGAGGCUGGAAGCUCUAAGGGAGGCAGCCAUAAAGGAAGAACAAGAAUAUGUGGAGCUUGUGGCUGCAGAAAAACAUCAGCAGGAGGCUGUUAAGAAUGCUAUGGCCCAGAACAAGACUCUGUCCAUCCUGGAUGGGAUUCUGGAGGAUGUCAAACGAGCAGCGGACCGGCUGGAGGAGGAAAUCGAAGAGCACGCCUUUGACAACAACAAGCAGAUGAAAGGAGUGAAUGUGGAGGCAGUGCUGAGAGUGGAAAAUGAAGAAAAAGGGGGGAAGAUGAAGAAUGCAUCCAAACAGAAAGAGGUGGAGGAUGACCUGGGACUGAGCAUGCUCAUUGACUCUCAAAAUAACCAGUAUGUUCUGACUAAACCGCGAGACUCCACAAUGCCAAGAGCCGACCAUCACCUCAUCAAGGACCUGGUGUCAGUGGUAAUGCUGUCACUGCCCUGUGGAUGGAUCUGCAGUCUGGUGGGCCUUCCUCCCAUGUUUGGAUACAUCAUUUCUGGGGUUCUGCUUGGUCCCUCGGGUCUCAACAGCAUCAGGUCUAUGGUGCAGGUGGAGACUCUGGGGGAGUUGGGAGUGUUCUUCACUUUGUUUGUGGUGGGAUUGGAGUUCUCCCCUGAACGCCUUCGAAAGGUGUGGAAGACGUCAGUUCAGGGGUCGUGCUGCCUGAGUCUGCUGAUGGUUGGAGCUGGUUUGCUGUGGGGACAGUGUCUGCACAUUCAGCCCACCCAGACGGUUUUUAUCUCCACCUGUCUGUCGCUGUCCAGCACCCCGCUGGUGUCCCGCUUUCUAGCAGGAGGAGGCAAGGUGGACAGGGAAGGCGACCUGGACUACAGCAGCGUUCUCCUUGGGAUGCUGGUGAUGCAGGAUGUUCAGCUUGGCCUCUUCAUCGCUGUCAUGCCGACUCUAAUCCAGGCGCAGAGUGGAGAUUUGGACGGCUUCUUGUACGGAGGCCUGCGAGUGCUGGGUCUCCUUGCUCAGGUGCUGCUGUCUCUGGCUGCCGUGCUGCUGCUGUGUUUGUUCCUGCGGUCUCACGUGAUUGGCCAUUACUGCAAGAGACUCCACGCCGAGAGCAAAGGCACCAAGGAAAUCCUGCUGCUGGGGAUAACGGCUUUCGUGUUUUUCAUGUUGACCGUAACAGAGUUUCUGGAUGUUUCAAUGGAGCUGGGCUGCUUCUUGGCUGGAGCUCUGCUGUCCUCACAGGGACACAUGGUCACAUCAGAGGUCAUGGGGUGCAUCGAACCAGUUAGAGAUUUUCUGGCCAUAAUCUUCUUUGCUUCAAUUGGACUCCACGUGUUCCCGACAUUUGUGUUGUACGAACUCACCAUUCUAAUGGUGCUGACUCUUACACUUGUCAUCAUGAAGUUCAUCAUGGCUGUACUGGUUUUGUCAAUCAUUUUGCCUCCGAGCUCCAGACACAUACGGUGGAUUGUCUCGGCGGGUCUGGCUCAGGUCAGCGAGUUCUCCUUUGUUCUGGGCAGCCAGGCCCGCCGAGCAGGCAUCAUUUCCAGAGAGGUGUACCUGCUGGUCCUCAGUGUCACCACUCUGAGUCUGCUGCUGGCUCCAUUGUUGUGGAGGGUUACCACGCACCGAUGGGUUCCACGAACGUAACAGAAACCGGGACAGCGUGAGUUUCACAGAGCUGCCAGCAACAACAUGAUAUCCUACUUGCUUUGUACUGGAUAUAUCGUCGGCGUCACAAAAAAAGAGCACAGUUUAAGAGCUGACAAAUUCCUCAAUCAUUUCCUACUGUCGUAUUGUCUUUGGUCUUUUUAUAGUCUGUAUUUAUUUCCUUGUAAAGCACACACUCCUACAGACAGGUAAAGGCACUUAACAGUUAGACAAACUGUUCUGAAUACCAGACGCUGUAAACUACUGUUGGUUUUGUACUUAUUCAGGUAAAUGCCAUUAUUUAUAAAUUAAUGUAUGUGGAUGUUCUGUAGAUGAAGAAUCACAAUGCUUCAGUUGCAGCUCAGCUUGUAGUGUUUAUCAGUGUAUGAAAAGAAGUGUAUGAAAGAAUGAGAGGAGAAGGUGCCGGGAAGCUGCACUCACGACACAUGAAGGUGGUGGGUUCAAGGACCAACGAUAUUUAUGAUCUCCUGCCGUUGCUUCAACGUGUUUUGCAGAUGCAUUAUCGUCUGAGGAGGGUAAAAGAGGAACUUAAUAGGAGAAACGAACGCUCAAAUAAAUAAUUAAAGGCAAACUGCUAAUAGAUUUGUUUACUACUUAUUUAUUACAUCAUUUUGAAGGUUCUUUGUGACUUCCUAAAAUAAAUCACAUCAAUUAGAUGUUAAUGUUCAGACAAAAAUCAACUCAUAAACCAAUCAGAGAACAAUCAGGUGAAUUGUCUCAGGAUUGUCUGUUAAUCGUGUCACCUGUUAGUGGGGCUUUCAGACAUUCAUGAAGAACUGCAGCUCUUGUUGGGUGUUCCUGAUUUGCAGUAUUCUGUUUUUAUUUGACCACAUACCUGUAAAGCGUACGCCACCAUGAUGCAUUGUGGGAAGUCAUGUUCUGAUGGGAAAUCUUUUAUGUUAUACUUACUUUGACCAAUUUACUUUAGGUAUUGUAGUAAACCGUGAACGCCCUUUAAUCUGCGUUGACUAAUGGCUGUAGAAUUGGGAAAAAACAAAGUGCAUAUUCAUCUAUCCUUAAAUUCCUUUAAUUCUGUCAUGCUUUUUUAUGUUUGAUUUCUUUAUUAAGAUUUCAUUUAUUAUAGUUUCUGCCGCUCACUGAAGCAAUACUUCUAUCUGCAACACUAAUCAUAGUUUGCUCUGAUCAAAGCGCUACUGUGUAGCUGCAUGUGAUGACAAUGAAACUUAUUUCACACUGUGCUUGCAUACUGAGAAUGUAGGUCACAAAAGACUAAAAAAAAAGCUACUUCAGAUGUUUGUUGUUUUGACUUUUUUUCAUGUGUUCUGUUAGUUUGAAAACAAAUCAUGCACUAGUUAUUCCUGAAUGUUAAACUUCUGUGCCUUUUGAACUCACCUCUGCACUUAAAAUGUACACUAUAGAGCCAAAAGCAUUAAAAAAAUCCAUUCAAAUGGUUUCUACAUAUUUGUUAAAUAUGUAAUCAACAAUAUCGGUAUAAAAACUUCAACAUAAUUUCAAUGUUCCAGAGGGAACUGUGAGUGGCGUUAAAGCUAAGUGGGUCAGCUGAUGCUCAGGCCCAUUUCUGCAGAGUCCUCCAAACUUAAUGUGAACUUCAGAUUAGCUCAAGAACACCCUGAAGAGCGUUUCACGUAUCGGGUUUCAAAGGCGGAGGUGCCUUCUAAAAAUGCAACACAGAGUGGAAAUGUGGGGUGUGGCGUUGCACUUCCAGAUAAGCAGGUACUUUUGGCUAUAUAGUGUAUUUUUGUGGAGUGUAUUCUCAGCACUUUUACUUCUGAAAAAACAUUUUUGUCUUCUAACUUAUAAUGUGCAAUGUAAUGGUGUGUGACCAACGCAUAGAUCACUGUACACUCCAAUUGUUUUUCUAUAUAUUUGAUUUUUACAAAGGUUUUUGUUUUUCCAUGUUCUGUGUGUCAUUGAAGCUGUUUUUGUGUCUUAGGAGCAUUUUUUUAAUUAAAAGUCGGGUAAAAACAAA